GGCAAACCGCUGAAGCUUGUCGCUCGGGCGAGCGAGGAACCUUGGUCCUUGCGAGCCACCAUCCCGGAAGUGGAAUUUAGAGGAAGCAACUGUGAGGGUUGCUUGGGUAUAUUUGAGCUCUCGGGAUUCUAGGUGAGGAUUCACAGAACUUUUUGUAGUUUGGGUCGGCCCGGACGAACUCAGAGGUUUUCUCUUCAUUUGAAGGAACUAGAUUCUCUGCUGAGCCCGACGUGUUUGUGGUGGAGCAGAAGGGGUGCGGAUGAAUAAAAGUGCAUCUGAGAUAGUUGGUCUGCGCUUUUCCUCCGUGGCGGCUUUGGAAGUGAACGGCUGUUGUAGCGGCUUAUCAUGGCUCAGCGAGCAGUGUGGCUCAUAAGCCACGAACCGGGAACCCCACUUUGUGGCACCGUCAGAUUCUCCAGGCGGUAUCCAACUGUUGAAAAACGAGCCAAAGUCUUCAAUGGAGCAAGUUUUGUGCCUAUUCCUGAAGAUGGUCCCUUUCUUAAAUCACUGCUCUUCGAACUUAGAUUACUCGAUGAAGAUAAGGACUUCGUGGAGAGUCUUGAUAACUGUUCUCACAUCAAUAAAACCUCCGUCUAUGGACUUAAGGUGGGAGGUGAAGAACUCUGGCCAGUGGUUGCUUUUCUGAAGAAUGGCAUGAUAUAUGCUUGUGUUCCACUAGUUGAACAGUCUUUAUCCCCUCGUCCACCAUUAAUUAGCAUUAGUGCAAUUUCACAAGGCUUUGAAUUUCUCUUUGGGAUACAGGAUUUUCUUUACUCAAGUCAAAAAAAUGACACUGAGCUAAAUACAAAAUUGAGCCAACUGCCUGACUUGCUUCUGCAGGCAUGCCCAUUUGGAACUUUGCUAGAUGCCAACUUACAGAAUUCAUUGGAUAGCAUGAAUUUUGCUUCUGUGUCUCAUCCACAAAAACAACCAGCCUGGAAAGCUGGAACAUACAAAGGAAAACCACAAGUUUCUAUUUCUAUCACUGAAAAGGUGAACUCUAUGCAAUAUGAUAAAAAGGAUAUAGCAGAUACAUGGCAAGUAAUUGGAGCUGUCACUUGCAAGUGUGAUUUAGAAGGAAUCAUGCCAAAUGUUACCAUCAGCUUGAGUCUCCCCACCAAUGGAUCUCCACUUCAGGAUAUUCUAGUUCAUCCUUGUGUGACUUCUCUUGACUCUGCCAUUCUGACUUCUAGUAGCAUUGAUGCAAUGGAUGAUUCCGCAUUUAGUGGACCUUACAAAUUUCCAUUCAGUCCACCUUUAGAGUCAUUCAACUUAUGCUACUACACCUCCCAGGUUCCUGUCCCACCUAUUUUGGGCUUUUAUCAAAUGAAAGAGGAAGGAGUACAACUAAAAAUAACGGCUAAUUUAAAACUUCAUGAAAGUGUGAAAAACAGUUUUGAAUUCUGUGAAGCUCAUAUACCCUUUUACAAUAGAGGUCCAAUCACACAUGUGGAAUACAAAGUUAGUUUUGGCCAGCUAGAAGUAUUUCGAGAGAAAAGCUUAUUGAUCUGGAUUAUUGGACAGAAAUUCCCAAAAUCAAUGGAAAUUAGUCUUUCUGGAACUGUAACUUUUGGAGCCAAGAACCAUGAGAAGCAGCCAUUUGACCACAUUUGCAUUGGGAAUACAGCAUAUUUAAAGCUUCGUUUUAGGAUCUUAGAUUACACACUUACUGGAUGUUAUGCAGAUCAGCAUUCUGUUCAAGUUUUUGCAUCAGGAAAACCAAAAAUAAGUACAUACCGGAAACUAAUUUCUUCUGACUAUUACAUAUGGAAUUCUAAAGCUCCUGCUCCAAAACCUGUCACUUCAGGAUCAUUUCUGAAGACAAAGUCCGUUUCCCAUUUGGCUGGACCUUUCUUUUCUUGAGAGUCUGCUGCCACAAUUAAAGAAGAAACAGCUGCAUUUCAAAGGGAUUCCGAUUCCAGAAGCUUAAUCGUGAUUGACAUGCUCUUAUUCUAAGCUAUAAGACACUCUAAGAGUCCUUUCUUGGGUUAAAACUUCAAUCAUUUUCUAAAAAAUUAUCUCACUAUGGAUUUUAUUCAUUUUCUUUGAUAACUAUUCUUUGCAUUUUUAACUUGAAAGAUGCUUUGUGUGUGCAGUGAAUAUGAGCACCUACUUGCCCAGAUUUGGAUGGUAUCACACCUACUCUAGAUGCAAAAUGGCUAAAUUCUCUUUUAGUGCAAAAAUAUGAUUAUGAAAUAUAAUGUCUAUCACAUAAAUAAUUAUGCUUCAGUAGACCCAAAAGGUACAGAAAGUGUUACAUUUCUGAAAAGAGUGCUCCAGAAAAGAUGGUUCAUGAUUUUGAUAAAACCCUUCUUUUCUAAACAAUGUUUUUAAAACUUUUUUUAAGGCCAGCAAUACCCUUACAGGGGUGGGCAUUUUUUUUAAAUUUUUUUAAAUAAUUAAUUUAAAUAUCAGGUUUGAAGUAAAUAAUAGCCUUGUCAAAAGUUGUUUAAAAAACUAUUUGUUUAAAAAGUUUUCUUAAUUAAACAGUCUGAUAAAAUUUUUUUCACACCAACUUAAUAUUUGAGUUAAAUUAUUGUGAGUUUAUAUACUGUAUGAAAGCACAAUUUUAUACAUAAGAACAACAACUAAUAUUUAUAUUAUAGUAUUUCAAACCACUUUUAGAGACUUGCACAGACUCCUGCUCCGCCCCUGGGAGGUGAGUGGGUGGGGCUGUCAUCCAGAGCCUGGGCUGGACCGCUUCCACAGCAGAACGGUUGUUUCUAAGACAAAGGUCAGAAAAGGGAUGUUAAUAAACAGCCCUCAGGUUUAAGGGACUUUUUUAGGAUUACAUCUUAAAUUCCAACAAAUCAGAUUUAGGAGUUACUGAAAGUGAAAUUGAUCCAUCCCUCAUCCAAACUUUGCAAUACUUUCCUGUUCUGACAUCAUUUAGAUAGUUAGCUGUAUUAUCAGAUUAGAAACCAUUGUACCACACUGCUGAAAGGAAAAGGAGGCAAAAAGCUAAACAUAGGAUGAAUUCUGAACCUUUUAACCUGGCUGAAGUACGUUGGUCCCUGUUAUGCAAAUAUCUUCAAUCCUCUGCUAAGUUCAGGGGAAAUAAUUUUCUUGAAUGACAGGUUUAUUCAGCAAGGAUUCAGUUGGUGAUUAAUCCCCCUUUGAUCUAGGGUAUUUCACUUAACUACCAGUUACCUCGUUCUGACAAAGUGCAGCUGAGAUUAGGGAGAUCACUAGAAUACUACCAGGGUGUGCAUUUAUUCUCUCUAACCUUCUAAAGCAAGGGCCAAGAAUGCAAUUUAUUUUCAGUAUUUGGAGAUGUAAAGUCCUGUCUGCUAAGUUAGAAAGUCAAUUGAAUACCAAAUGAAGUUUAUUUCUUGCGUAAUAAAACAAACAUUUCUUUUGCUUUGCCUAAGAAUGACUUUAGAAAACAAGCUUUGAAGAAAGAAGAAACAAAGACUACAUUUUAGGUAUAUUUUCUGGUUUUGUUUCAUGUACUGGAGUAUAUACUUAUCAGCCCUGAGGUAACCCAAAAAUCAAAGCAGUGGCUACAAUUUAGGUUGAGAAAAAUGCUUCUGUUUUAUUAAAUGGCAUGAUUUCUUUCCACUCUCUUCCCAUUAAAAAACGCCUUGCUAUGUGGUGAAUCCAGCUGGGGCAAACAUGUAAUACACAAUUACUGUUCUUAAGACUUCUGGUUUCAAAGCUUUAUUUGUUAACUUUAUUCUUUCUUGAGAAAAACAACUUAUUUUCCCAACUUAAGGAUACCCGCUUUCUUUUAUGUUAAUUGUUAUUCAUAAUGAAGACUUUUGUUCAUUAAAGGUAAAUGAUGCCGUUACAGAAAUACUUCUAAGAAUUAUCAAAAUAGCCACUUUCCACAGUACUGUUUACCAUUCUUCUACCUUCUUUUCAUUUAAGAAAAGAAGGUAUCUCUUCCAUAACUUUAAAACUUUGAAAUAUUCUGUGGAAUUUUGCACACUAUUUUAAGAAUAAAAUUUUAAGAUGUAUUUUUGCUAGGACUUCUCAAAAAAUUCAUGUUUAAAAACUUACCAAUGUCAUUAUUUGUCUUACAAGAUAGCAAAUCUGGGAAUCUAUUCCUCACAUAUUUCAAGACCCUUAAAAAAGAAACAAUGAUUUUUAACAAAAUUUGUUUUAAAUAUUAAAUUAUUAUUAGUGAUUUUAUUAUACACAAAGCAUUUUUAAAUACUUUAUAAUUGUUCAUUAUUCUAGUAGCAGUUUGCAAUACAAGGUAUGUAUUUAAAUAAUUUUCUUACACAUUUUUUUGCCUCAGGGUAUUUAUGGCCCAAUUUCUAAAUUGAAACAAUGACUCAAAGAAGUAGGUUUCUAACUUACCUUGGUAUCAGCCUCUGGAGUUUCAUUUUAGUAACCAAACUGUUUCCAAAUAUCUUUUGAUAGUAAGUUACUUAAUCACAGAAAUUGAGGAUCAAAAUAUAAGAUGAAAGGCAAGAUCCCCUGGUUAUGUUGCUAAGAUACUAGUAUUUUUAAUAAUUUACUAUGCAGUAAAUAUUUAGCUAAUAAAAUGUUGCAAUGUAUUUUGAAAUAUGCCAUUAGAGAAACUAUAUAAAAUAUGUAUAAGAAGCUAUAUAAAAUAUGUACAUAGUGCAUAGUGUGUGUGACUUGGUGAGUUUUCUUAUGAAAUAUUUCAGUAUCAGAGGAAGAACAUUUAAAGUCAAAUAUUUAAAUAUCUCCCCUCCAAACACAAUGUUGGUUAGCAGUAAUGAAACGAUUCAUUAAAAUAAAAAUUGCCGAAGAACUCAUGAAAUUACUCUUACAAAAUAUUGAAAACUCUUAUGAACUGAAGGCUUUCCCAUUAGCUUCUAAUUUUUUUCAUCAGCCAUUUUAUGGUUAUAAUACUGUUCAUAUAUAGUUUACUGCCUUACCAGCAGGUUACUCUGAAGUCUGUGUUGAUUUCUCCAAGGCCCUGGCCAAUCUGCAUGUUGGCAAUGCGGUGAAGGUGGUGGUAACGUGUGAUGAUGCACAGCAUUUGCAGACUGACGUGCCCUGGGAUGGAAACCACCUGCUGAAUUGUUUUUCCAAUAGGAUGUGAAAAUUUGUAUAUUUUAAUAAUCUAUUAAAUAUUUAAAGUCAAUGUGUAUGUUUCCUUUAAAUGUAUUUUUAAGUGGUAGUUUUGUUUUAAAAUGGCUUAGAUAACACUUUGAAUAACAAAAAUGAAAAAAGUUAUCACCCCUUAAAAUUUUUACUUUUUCUUUCAAGGGACUAGAGUGCCCUCUGCAGGUUAUAAAGAGAUCAUUUAUGGCUAUAUUUACUUUGAAACCCUGUGAUUUUUCCCUUUUAGAAGCAUAACCUGCAUAAAUGUGAUCUAUUUUAUUUAAAUUAUUAACUGUUCAUUUUCCAGUGACGGAGAGAAGAAUUUCUUUUCCUGGCCUGUUUUACAGUUUUUGUAGUUGUGUUUAGUCUGAAGAUGUAAUACCACCAUUGAAUUUUCCAAAUCACUUAGCUAGGGCUCUUUGAACAUCGGAACUGUACACAGUGGAACUGUACAAGGUCCCUCACAGAAAAGAGGUUGGGAAAAUUUACCUAUUUUCAAAUGUGCGAAGGAUGUGGAAGAUAACUUGAUUACUCCCCAUUACAUUUUUAGGAUAUUAAUACAUUUAAAAUAAGCCUUACUUUUGCAAUAUGCAUGUAAAAUUUUUAAAUUACAGCUUCUAUUUUUUUAUUUCACUGAUGAGUAAUGAUUAUGUUCAAGCUAAAAGACAAAAGCCUCUUAGAAUUUCUUUAUUUAAACAGAAUGCUCUGGCAUUAUUGUUGCAUAGGUCUACUGACUAAAAAAGGAGUAUUUCUGUUUGACAAAGGGCAAAGGUUUCACAUCUGAGUCACUCAUUUCUGUACCCAUCUUUCCCAAUGGGUAUGAUAGAUUUGUUUCUCAAGGAUAUAGGAGUUCAUUAUAUAGAUAAAAUUACAGAACUUGAGCACUGGUAGCACUUCUGAUUCACUCAAAUCUGUCAGGGGAACUAUGUAUGAUGAGGACAAGAGGAAUGAUUGGAUCAAACUAAUGGAAAUAGGUCUUUUUGUAAGCAACAUGGUGAUCCGGAUCAUCAACCCUGAAAAGUAAAUUAGAACAAGCAAAUUGCUGUUGAAAAAUUCUUUCAGCACUCUGCUGUUGCCACUCAGUCACAGCUCAGCCAGAGGCAAGGAAAAAAUGCACUCAGUUUUGUAUCAACAAAGGAAACAUUAUUAAAGUGAAUGUUUACAUUGUGUUUGUUGAAGUGUUCAAAGAAUAUUUGUUGCAUCUUCAACCUGCUGUUCUCCCUACUAUUAUAGUGCAUGUGUGAUAAUAAGACAUUUGUACGUUUUAGAAAAUAAAUGACAUUUAACUUGUUUGUGAACUACCUUCUAAAUAUUUAAGUAUCAAACUUUAUACUUUCCCUUUUAAAGAUUUCUGUCACAGGGAAUGUGUCCCCUUACAAAAAAAAACUCAUUUGCUUGAAUAUGACUUGCAGUUAUUUUCACACUUGAUCUUAUCUGAAAUGUUGAGACUCAAUCCAAUUAUUUACAAGUGCUUUAUGUAACUUUCCUUGCAGAAACUGCAAUGCAUAAG
Messenger RNA from Artibeus jamaicensis (Jamaican fruit-eating bat), 6532 nucleotides. It is a transcript of the gene AP5M1, whose product is annotated as adaptor related protein complex 5 subunit mu 1. Gene Ontology annotation, cellular component: AP-type membrane coat adaptor complex; late endosome; cytosol. Gene Ontology annotation, biological process: endosomal transport. The record is from RefSeq and is a predicted model, not a curated record. The coding region runs from base 346 to 1863 and encodes 505 amino acids. NCBI's taxonomy places the organism in Eukaryota, Metazoa, Chordata, Mammalia, Chiroptera, Phyllostomidae. The transcript has 10 exons.